GUUAGUCUCGAGGUGCUGAGAAGGAAGCAUGUGUUGCUGCUGAUAUCAGAUCUUGAUCUCUCACAAGAAGAGAUCAUAAUACUUGAUAACUUGUAUAAAGAUGCAAGAGCAAGGGUUGAGACACAGUACGAAAUGGUGUGGAUUCCAGUAGUGGAAAGAGCGACCUGGAAUGAUUUGGCUCGACAGAAGUUUGAACAUUUGCAAGCAUUAAUGCCAUGGUACAGUGUGAGGGACCCCCUGAUUAUUGAAUCAUAUGUGAUAAGGUAUAUCAGAGAGGUAUGGAAUUUCAUAAAGAGGGCUAUCUUAGUGGCCCUUGAUCCGAACGGCAGGCUAUGCUCUCCCAAUGCCCUCCACAUGUACUGGAUUUGGGGCAACCUGGCCUUUCCCUUCACUCGUGAGAAAGAAGAAUCCUUGUGGAAGUCAGAAGUCUGGAGCCUUGAGCUGCUUGUUGAUGGCAUUGAUCCUACAGUUCUAGAAUGGAUCGCAGAGAGCAAAUACAUAUGCCUGUAUGGAGGUGAAGAUCUUGAAUGGAUUCAAACAUUCACAAGCACUACAAUGAGUGUGGCGAGAGCUAACAACCUGUCAUUGGAGAUGGUUUAUGUAGGAAAGAACAACGCCAAAGAGAGGAUGUUGAGAAUGAUCAACACGUUUGCCACCAGAAAGUUCAGCUACUUCUGGCCGAACGUCACGUCCAUAUGGUUCUUCUGGACGAGAUUGGAGAGCAUGUUAUUCAAACUACAGCACGGGAAAAAAGUGGAGGACGACCAGAUUAUGAGUGAAGUGAUGUCGGUGCUGAGCUUCGACGGCAGCGAUCAGGGGUGGACCAUAUUCUGCAGAGGAGCACAUGAAAUGGCGAAAGCUAAGGGAGAGACGGCACUAAAAUGCCUGAAAGAGUUCGAGAAUUGGAAGGAGAGUGCAACAAGAGAUGGAUUCAUUCCGGCCAUGAAUGAAUAUCUGAAGCAGCUUCAGUCGCCACAUCACUGUAAUCGCCUCAUACUUCCAGGCACCGCUGGGGGAAUUCCAGAGCAGGUGGUGUGUGCUGAGUGUGGUCCAAUGGAGAGGUACUUCAUGUAUCGCUGUUGUGUGGAGUGAGAGGCAGAGAACAUUAUAUAGAGGCGUUAUGUAUAUGUGUGUGUCUAUGUUGCUUGGCGAAAUAAUGUGUUUGGUUUGAGAGCUAGUGGGAGCUCUAUUCUGGGCUUGAAUCGUUGUGGUUGGUGUAGUUAGCUAGGAAUGAAUGAUGAAGAUGUGAAGUUAAAGAAGGAUGAUGUUUGCGUGUGUUUGUUUUAAGGGCUCU
Molecule: messenger RNA, 1294 nt
Organism: Neltuma alba
Lineage: Eukaryota; Viridiplantae; Streptophyta; Magnoliopsida; Fabales; Fabaceae
Product: protein SIEVE ELEMENT OCCLUSION A-like
Biological process (GO): phloem development
Source: RefSeq, a predicted model, not a curated record